AGGCCGCCUUCUGCAGCGCAGCGGCCCGGGCGCUCCUCUCCGCGCGGACCAGCGAGGCGGCGGCAGCUCCUGCAGCCUCCCGGAGACGCGGGCCCCCGACACGCUCCAGCCGCUCGCCCACCACCGCCCCCUCGGCGCGGCCUUAGCACUGCCCCAGCUACUCUCUCCAGAAUGAUUCCCUGCAGAGCUGCGCUCUCUUUUGCCCGAUGUCUGAUCCGGAGAAAAAUCGUCACUCUGGAUAGUCUAGAAGAUUCCAAAUUAUGCCGCUGCUUAUCCACCAUGGACCUCAUUGCUCUGGGGGUUGGAAGCACUCUUGGUGCUGGGGUCUAUGUCCUUGCUGGAGAGGUGGCCAAAGCAGAUUCUGGUCCCAGUAUCGUGGUGUCCUUCCUCAUUGCUGCCCUUGCUUCCGUGAUGGCAGGCCUUUGCUAUGCUGAAUUUGGGGCCCGAGUUCCCAAGACUGGGUCUGCGUAUUUGUACACUUAUGUCACUGUUGGAGAGCUGUGGGCAUUCAUCACCGGCUGGAAUCUCAUUUUAUCUUACGUGAUAGGUACAUCAAGUGUUGCAAGAGCAUGGAGUGGCACCUUUGAUGAACUUCUUAGCAAACAGAUUGGCCAGUUUUUCAGGACAUACUUCAAAAUGAAUUAUACCGGCCUUGCAGAGUAUCCUGACUUUUUUGCUGUGUGCCUUAUAUUACUUCUAGCAGGUCUUUUAUCUUUUGGAGUAAAAGAAUCUGCUUGGGUGAAUAAAAUCUUCACAGCUAUUAAUAUCCUGGUCCUUCUCUUUGUUAUGGUUGCUGGGUUUGUGAAAGGAAAUGUGGCAAACUGGAAGAUUAGUGAAGAGUUUCUCAAAAAUAUAUCAGCGAGUGCCAGAGAUCUGCCUUCUGAAAAUGGAACGAGUAUCUAUGGGGCUGGUGGCUUUAUGCCUUAUGGCUUUGCGGGAACUUUGGCUGGGGCUGCCACCUGCUUUUAUGCCUUUGUGGGAUUUGACUGCAUUGCAACAACUGGUGAAGAAGUCCGGAAUCCUCAGAAAGCUAUUCCUAUUGGAAUCGUGACUUCUUUGCUUGUUUGCUUUAUGGCCUACUUUGGGGUCUCUGCAGCUUUAACACUUAUGAUGCCAUACUACCUCCUGGAUGAGAAAAGCCCGCUUCCGGUAGCAUUUGAAUAUGUUGGAUGGGGUCCCGCCAAAUAUGUUGUUGCGGCGGGUUCUCUCUGUGCUUUGUCAACAAGUCUUCUUGGAUCCAUUUUCCCAAUGCCUCGUGUAAUCUAUGCUAUGGCGGAGGAUGGGUUGCUUUUCAAAUGUCUAGCUCAAAUCAAUUCCAAAACGAAGACACCAAUAAUUGCUACUUUAUCAUCGGGUGCAGUGGCAGCUGUGAUGGCAUUUCUCUUUGACCUGAAGGCACUUGUGGACAUGAUGUCCAUUGGCACCCUUCUGGCCUACUCUCUGGUUGCUGCGUGUGUUCUCAUCCUCAGGUACCAGCCCGGCUUAUCUUAUGAGCAGCCCAAAUGCUGUCCUGAGAAAGCAGCUCUGGGGUCAUGCGGCAAUGCUGCCUCGAAGAGCGAGUCGCAGGUCGCCGUGCUGCAGGGGCAGGGCCUCAGCCUGCGCAUCCUCGUGAGUCCCUCGGCUCUGCCUACACAGCAGUCGUCUUCUCUCGUGAGCUUUCUGGUAGGAUUUCUUGCAUUUCUCGUUUUGGGCCUGAGUAUCUUGACCACUUACGGAGUCCAAGCGAUUGCCCGGCUAGAAGCAUGGAGUGUUGCUCUUCUGGUCCUGUUUCUUGUCCUCUGCAUUGCUGUUGUGCUCACCAUUUGGAGGCAGCCCCAGAAUCAGCAAAAAGUAGCCUUCAUGGUUCCUUUCUUACCAUUCUUGCCAGCCUUCAGCAUCCUGGUGAACAUCUACCUGAUGGUCCAGUUGAGCGCAGACACUUGGAUAAGAUUUAGCAUUUGGAUGGCACUCGGUUUCCUGAUCUACUUCGCUUAUGGCAUUAGACACAGCCUGGAGGGUAAUCCGAGAGAAGAGGAAGACCAUGAAGAGACUUCCCCAGACAACAUCAGUGCCGCAACAAAAGAAAAAUCUGCCUUUCAAGCAAACGACCAGCACCAAAGAAACCUCAGUUUACCUUUCAUAUUCCACGAAAAGAUGAGUGAAUGCUAACGCCUGCAGGAGCUGAGCUGGUCCAGUCUUACUGUACAUAUCCUACAUGGAGUAAACCAUGACCGAGUGUCAUCAUCCUGCUAGGUUGCCAUGGGUUUGCUGCAGACAUAGUUCACCCUAACUUAUACUUACUCACCUGGACAGCACCUCCUCAGAUGGUGAAUUGUGUACCUGGGGAAACCUCCUAAGCUCUCUCCUCAGCGAUGAAUAUCCCCCCAAAAGUGGGAGCAUGUGUGUAUGUGUGUAUGUAUAUGCUGGGGUAUAUGAAUGUUAGAAGUUGUUUGUGUUUCACUCUGACUGCAUUCUGUUUUUCUGGUGUUGUCAUUAAUCGGUGGCUUAUACUGCCGCAGUGGAAGUAAUCACUGAAUAGAAAAGUGCUUUGGACGUGCCUGGUGCAUUUGGGGAAAUAACCAUGGCUUUUCCUUAUUAGGUGUUGUUAAUGUCGAUUAGAACAUGCUUUUUAAAAAAAAUGCAAUUACCCAUCCCGGUGUCUGUCACUGGUCAGGAGUGAGAGGAGGGGAGAAGAAAUGAGCCUUUUCUAUAACUCAUCAGUGCCAGCAGGGGGUUUAAUCCAGAUUUUUCUUCUAUAAAGUAUGGCAGUUUGCGACAACUUCAGCCACAGGCAUGUUUGCGUCCCGCCGGGCUACCGAGGGCGGGAGCGGCGCUCUGGGUCACCCGAUGGCGCCCCUUUCAGCUGCUGUCGUUUUUUGAGAGAAGUGGUCCUUCCUCAGUCCCGGCAGGGGCUUGAGAGCAGUAUGUGUGAUCUACUUGGGGACCCUUUCUGUUAGAAAAUGAAGGUGGUCCCCUGGCAGGAAAGCUUGCGUAAGGAGCAGCGAUGAGCGUAUGUUUGAAAAUCAGAGUCAGACAAAUGCUUGUGUAAGUAGACACCAAGCAUCUUUGUCUUUUAAAGUCACAUACAGUAAGCCAGUAAAAUCUUCCCGGAUCACACGAUUGGCAGAACGAUUUACACUUUUCCCUUUUACUUAAUAACUAAUCACAGUUCAGUUUUUUUAAAAAAAAAAAAAAAAAAACCUCAUCAGGUAUAGAAUUCACUCCUUUGUUCCUAUUAUUUUGUCUUGUCCGAGAAUGGAGGGGCUACACUAGCAAAUUAUGUCUUUACUACAUGCCAAAGAGGAAAGAAACAAAGGGAUACAAGAAGAGGAAAUGUCCCUGUUCUGAGGUUAAAUUGCCUAUUCAGAUGUUAAAUUGCAUGUGCCCCAGUUUGAGGGUUUGGGAUCGAAUUUGCCUUUGAUGUUUCUUUUGGAAACAGUUAGGGAUGUUUUCCUUCCCCAUCCCAUAAAUUGUUUAGCACUUUUUAUCUCAUUUAUUUUUAAUUGACCACACUAAAUCUCUCAAUACCCCAUUCCCAGUGGUUGGGGAAUAAAAUAUCUGGGCUAAAUACACGAUUAUUUAAAGCCUCAAGCUAAAAAAUUAACCUAAUUGAAUCAAAGCUGUAUAAACACAGUAACCUUUAAGGAAUAAAUGAUUUGUUUUAUAUGUAA
Messenger RNA from Zalophus californianus (California sea lion), 3650 nucleotides. It is a transcript of the gene SLC7A2, whose product is annotated as solute carrier family 7 member 2. Gene Ontology annotation, biological process: transmembrane transport; amino acid transport. The record is from RefSeq and is a predicted model, not a curated record. The transcript has 12 exons. Gene Ontology annotation, cellular component: plasma membrane. Gene Ontology annotation, molecular function: amino acid transmembrane transporter activity. NCBI's taxonomy places the organism in Eukaryota, Metazoa, Chordata, Mammalia, Carnivora, Otariidae. Bases 172 to 2148 code for a protein of 658 amino acids.